UACAGGCUACCAUUCCAUGGAGGAAAUGAAAGUGGACAUGAUAAGGCGUCUUGGUUCUACUCCUAAAGGAUUCACAGCGCUUUGUUCCCAGAUGUGAAUACGUUAAUGUUAGUGGGCUAAACAGAACACGGAUUUGCUUUGUUAUAGUCGACUGUGUGUGGAUCACCGGGCUUUAGUGACAAAAAGUUGAGAAGGUUGACAGUAAAACAAUAGUAGACAUUAUCUGCGCCUUGCGCAGCUUGGAGCAGUUAGUACAGCCGUGUGGCCAACAGUCCAGGUGCGCGUUUUGGAAAUGGAGCGAAACAUUGAAACCUUUUCUCUUUGGAAGUUUAUUCUUUUUCGUAUCGGCACUCGAUUAUAGAUGUAAUGGGAAUACAAACGGACAUAGCAAGCCAACCAUGAGUGUUGAGAAACAUGGCUUGCGUUAUCAUUUUCCAUGCGUAAUGGGCAAAUAACACCAGCUAGAAAGAAGCACCAUAUUUUACAGGGCCGUGGACAGCGGUAGUGAUGAUUUCAGCUGGUGGAGUGAUUACGGGUCACCUUGCUGCACUGAAGAGGCAGGACUCAGCCCGCUCCCAACACCACCUGCCCAUCCAGUCCCCAGCCCCAGGAGAGGCCCAGGAGAAGAGGAGGGCCAAGCGCAAACCCAGGGCCGACGUUGUGGUGGUCAGGGGAAAGAUCCGCCUCUACUCUGCCUCUGGGUUCUUCCUCAUCCUGGGUGUAUUGAUCCUGCUGAUGGGCAUCGCCAUGGCCGUGCUGGGCUACUGGCCACACAGAGAGGACCUCGCAGCGGCCAACGCCAAACUAUCCACCAACGACACUAGGGUGACCCGGGAGGAAAGCGGUACACUGGCCCAGUUCUUUGAGCAGCACCUGCACUCUGAGAAGAUGAAGAUGCUUGGCCCCUUCACCAUGGGUAUCGGUAUCUUCAUCUUCAUCUGUGCCAAUGCCAUCCUGCACGAAAACAGGGACCGGGAGACCAAGGUGAUCCACAUGAGAGACAUGUACUCCACCGUCAUCGACAUCCACAGCCUGAGGAUCAAAGAGCACAAGUACAUGAACGGGGCCUACUCAGGCUCUUGUAGGGAGCAUGAGGUCCGGACCUAUGAGAACCAGUGUGCCUCCAAGCUUGCUGCUAACACCCUGCUAGGGUUCCCCGGCAUGGGGAACAAUGUGAGGGUGUCUCGCAGGGCCAGCUCUACGGAGGACGAGGAGGGUCUUCUCAACGAGGCCAAAGGGGGGCAUGGUCUCCUGCCUUCAUUCUACAGAGAGCGCUCUGGCUCCAUCUUUGGUCUGCAGCAUGAGGGCAGCCGCCACAGGGACGAGAAGAGCAGCUUCCCCAAGAGAUGCCAGACCAGGUCAAUCGUCUCGUCCUCGAUCAGCGCUUUCACCUUGCCCGUUAUCAAGCUCAACAACUGUGUGAUCGACGAGCCUGACAUGGACAACAUCACAGAGGACCUGGAGCACAUUAGUGUUAGGUCCCGACCCCCCUCUGUGGAGUCCCUGGCUGUGCCUGUCCCGGCAGACAUUGCCAAAGCCUACAAACCUCCCGACGUCAUGCUCCUCAGGAGUAACUCAGCCACAGAGUCCCCCUCCUUCUCGUCCUCUCAUAGCUCUCUGUCCGCAGGCUCUGCCAGUGGGAGGUACCUGUCCCCCGGGACUGCCCGCAAGGACUUCGGCUCCAACAACUCCCUCCACAUGCUGUCUUCUCACUCCAAGUCUCUGGACCUGGAUCGAAGGCCCACCACCCUAACAGUGAAGCCAGAGCAAAGGAAACAUCCCAGCUGGCCCCGGCUGGACCGCAGCAACAGUAAAGGCUACAUGAAGCUGGAGAACAAGGAGGAUCCUAUGGACAGACUGCAGCUGCCCCAGGUAGCAGUCAAACAGGAUUACACCAAGAAAGAGAAACUGCUCAUGAUCUCCAGGUCUCACAAUAACCUCAGCUUUGAACACGAUAAGCAGUUCAUGAGCAACACUAUGAAACGAGGGAGCUCUGAGACCAGGUUUUAAAUGGAACUCUUACAAAACCUGGUCUCAGACGUGUUUGUGCUGUCUUGCCAACUCCUAUGGUCAUUUCCACCUGAUGAGGACCAUAUGAGUUGGCAAGAAAGCACAAACACAUCUGGUUCCAGGCUAUAUGAAGCCCACUACUUGGACCUAAAUCUAACAAUGUGUUUGUUUGUGUGACAAGAUCAUUCUGCAAUACAAUUCUAGCUGUUCACUGUCAGUGUUGCUUUGUAAAUUGUAAGUGUGAUCACAUGUCGUUUUGGGAUGGAGCUCUCAGGUAGUCCGUCUGUUUGCAGUCUAAAGAAAGAGUGGCUGUGUUACGUGUGUGAGCUGUUUGCAGCACAAAUCAAUUCAUACAUUUUUUCAAAUUAGGUUCAAAGUGAACUUAGAAGUACAGAAACCUACACCAUUAACUUGUGGUUUUUCUUGUCACGUUUCUAUAGUCUGUGUGUUGUUGCAACACGCUGUACUUUUUGUUCAAACUGGUCAGUGUACGUACAAGAGUUGUUUAGAUAUUUUGCUAUGGAGCUUUUAAUAAUGUAUUGUUCUCAACACACAUUGCUAUUUUUUUUAAAGAAAAAGGCGUAAAAUGUACCAUUUACAAAUUUCUCCGAAUAAAAUUAAGCUUU
Molecule: messenger RNA, 2636 nt
Organism: Salvelinus namaycush (lake trout)
Lineage: Eukaryota; Metazoa; Chordata; Actinopteri; Salmoniformes; Salmonidae
Product: transmembrane protein 200A-like
Exons: 2
Coding region: 508-2010 (500 amino acids)
Source: RefSeq, a predicted model, not a curated record